Sebastes umbrosus (honeycomb rockfish) is the source of this 1933-nucleotide messenger RNA. It is a transcript of the gene tprg1, whose product is annotated as tumor protein p63 regulated 1. Gene Ontology annotation, cellular component: cytoplasm. The transcript is spliced from 6 exons. The record is from RefSeq and is a predicted model, not a curated record. Lineage: Eukaryota; Metazoa; Chordata; Actinopteri; Perciformes; Sebastidae. The coding region runs from base 158 to 1162 and encodes 334 amino acids.
GCAGCUCUCCUGCUCGGCCCCGCUGCUGCUGCUGCCGUGCACGCCCAUUCAAUGUCUUGUUAGGAACAAGGAAGUUGUGCACCUGUCCUGCCUCUCUAUCUACAGUAGUACCAGCGACACUUUCAACAACUUCUGCGACAUCCACAAUCAGUGACCCAUGAUGGCAGACGCAGCUGAGGAGGAAAGAGCGCUGCCAGGUGAGGAUCAGCAGCUCAACUCUCCUUCCGGAGGUACGGAGCACACUCAGCCUGCUGCCCCCACAGAGGACACGGAGGAGCAGCCAGGUGAGGACCAGCAGCAGCCGCAGCAGCUCAGCUCUCCUCCCGGUGGUACGGAGGACGCUCAGCCUGCUGCCCCCAUAGAAGAGCAGCAGCAGCAGCUCAGCUCUCCUCCCGGUGGUACGAAGGACGCUCAGCCUGCUGCCCCCACAGAGGGCACGGAGGAGCGGGCAGCGGAGGUCGGAGCGGCCCGCCCCCAGCGCAGUGCCAUCUCUGUGGAGUCAUCUCUGGACCAGUUUAAGAUCAGGAAGUUCUUCGUUUUGAGGCCUGGCACUCUGAAUCAGGCCAUCAAAGACGUCGAAGCUCUGCUGGAUGAAGAAGUAGAUGGCAGCGUUCACAGCGUUUGGCUGUUGGCAGAGGUGGACCACUGGAACAAUGAAAAAGAGCGUCUCGCUUUCAUCACAGACAACUCUCUCCUGGUCUUCAAGUACGACUUCAUCAUGUUCAACUGUGAGCAGGUCCAGAGGAUCCCACUGAACAUUAUCGACCGCAUCUCCCAUGGCAAAUUCAUCUUCCCAAAGCACACCCUGCUUCAGAGAGGGGGGGAGGGGGUGCGAGUGUUCUGGGACCGGUUGAGAGAGCCCUCCUUUACCUCCAGGUGGAACCCCUUCGCCGUCGACUUCCCUUUCAACACCUUCACCGACCACCCUGUGAGGAACAUCAGUGACACAUUCGCUGCUCUCUGCGACAUCCAAAAGUUCCGUGAGGAGCUCAAGGAUGCAGCGCAGAAAGCCCACGCCAAGAAGCCAUUUCCUGGGAAGGCCAAUGGCGUCCUGGUCCUGAAUCACGAUAUACUCAUCGAGACUUACGUGGGCCUUAUGUCUUUCCUCGGGAACCAGAACAAACUGGGAUACUGCAUGGCUCGAGGAACCAUCGGCUUCUAACUCUUUUAUGUAAUAGUUUUGCGGUUGUUCAAAUCGUUUGUUAAGAUUUCCAAGUCUUGAAUUCAUGUUUGUUUACAGAGUUCAUUCAAAUUCUACAUGGAUUGACCAAAGGUGAUUCCAUAUCUCCCCCUCUGCUUGUUACCAGUGUGUGGUGUCUGAGCACUCAGAAAUAUCCACAUUUUAUCACCGCUCUUCACUUGUCUUGGGAGAAUGUCACAGACAAGAAAAUAUUGGCUUACGUAGUUUGUUCUCUUUUCCUUUGGGGGUGGUAUAAAAUAUGCAGAUUCCUAUGCUCUGUUUUUCUUUAGUGAAUUAUCAUACCCUAACCAUGUCCAUACUAAAUAUGAAUAUAUGCUGAGAGAUAAACCUAGUGGUGAGCCUUGUCCUGUUGUUGAACAACUGUGGUAGUCUGGUUUUCACCAAAAGUUCCAAGUUGCAAGUUAGCUAUGCAAUUACAGUACCCUGACACUAAUGAGUUAUGAUACAAAACAAAAAUGACAGUGCAGAUAUUUUUUUUGGAAUGAAUUACAGACCAAUCACAAUUUUUUUAUUAAUAUUUGUAUUACUUUUAAAAUGAAAUGGUAUCUUUUUGCUCAGCUAAAUUUAGGUAAUCGGUCAACUUUGAAGUUCAGCGGACGCUCCUUAAGGCAACAUGCCAGUGUUUUCAGUGUAAUGUGUGAAACCAAUCAUUAAAAAUUACGCUAUUAGAUUAUAAUUAUUUAUACUUGCUGUAGUAUCACCAUUAUUUCAAUAAAUCCAUAACUAAUAUUA